GCGCAAGAUCGCGCGCACGCGAAAGGUCAUGGCCGACGACAACACGGACGAUGACCUCCACAGCAUCGCAGUGCUCUUCACGUAUACGUUUGGCAUCGCGUCGAUGAGCAUGGGCCACGUCUUCGCGUCGACAGGACCGCUCAUGGGGUCCAUCCUGCUCUACCUCUUGUCGGCCAGCAACCUCCAUGCCAGCGCCUUGCUCGCCAAGUGCAUGGCCUUGGCGCCACCGUCCGUGCGCACCUAUGGCGACUUGGGGCUGCACGCCUGCGGCCCGGUCGGACAGUACGUCAUCCUCAUCUCCGAGUCGCUCUCGUGUCUUUUGACACCGAUUGCGUUCCUUGUGCUGGGCGGCACAGAGCUGCUUCCAUCGAUCGCCCAGUACAUCCAUGCGCCGUGGCUUACGUUUUCGUCGACGGCGUGGAUCCUACUGUUUGCGACGGCGAUGCUCCCGAUCGUCUUCAUCCCGAGCCUCAAAGAAACCUUCGCGCUGUGCGUGCUUGGCGGCCUCGCGACCUUCUUUGCCGACAGCGCCGCGCUCUACGUCAACCUCACGCUGCAUCCAAUGGCGCCGCGCGAGACGGCCGUGACGUUCUCUGGCGUCCUCUCGGCGUACGGCACCAUCAUGUUUGCGUUUGGGACAGCAUUGCUCGUGCCACCCUUGCACCGCCAGCGCCGAGACAAGGACGUCGGACGCUUUGUACUUGUGCUCAGUGCGACGCUAAUUGCUAUCACGUGUCUCUACAUUGGCAUCGGGUCGGUCACGUACUUUCAACUCGGCUGCACCGCGCCCGCGACGCUUCUCGAAAGCAUGCCCCGGGGUCUCACCAAGACGCUCGCGACCAGCGCGAUGCUACUGCACAUCAUGGUCGCAUACCCCGUCAUUCUAACGCCCACACUGUUUGUGCUCGAGCGCAAGGUCUUUGGGAAGGACGCCGACGCACCGGGGGUUCUAGUCGGCGAAGAUACCACCGCGCUCCUCGGGCACAGCGCACCGUCGUCGCCGGUACGAGACGACGAGAAUGACAUAACGUCGACACAUGUCUACAAGCCGGUCAACGAGAAGGAGGCUAUGGUGAGUCAUGAUGACGUGGGGUUUACAAAGCGCGAACUCGCCUGUCGCGUCGUCCUGCGGACGCUGAUUGUGGCUGUCCAGUGCUUUGUCGCGAUCAUGCUCCAGAGCUCGUUUGCCGACAUCCUCUCGCUCAUUGGCGCGACGACCGUGACGCUGCCGUGUAUGAUCAUGCCGUGCGUGUGCUACCUCCGCAUGGUGCCUCACGACGGCAGCUACCUGAGCGGGUGCACGCGCGCAUUUGCGUACUUUGUGAUAUUCUCGAGCGCACUCCUCAGCGUCUACGCAACGGUCCAUGCGAUCGGCAACAUUCAAACCAAUAUGGCGACCUUCCACCUCUUUGCGCCCGUCCACCACCGCGAGUUUGUCAACGGCGCCGAAAAAUUUCCCUUUUGCCAAGUCGGGGAGCGCAACUAAGCUAUGAAUGCAACUACUAUAACGUG
Saprolegnia diclina VS20 is the source of this 1512-nucleotide messenger RNA. RefSeq lists its product as hypothetical. The transcript has 4 exons. The record is from RefSeq and is a predicted model, not a curated record. Lineage: Eukaryota; Oomycota; Saprolegniomycetes; Saprolegniales; Saprolegniaceae. Gene Ontology annotation, molecular function: amino acid transmembrane transporter activity. Gene Ontology annotation, biological process: amino acid transmembrane transport. Gene Ontology annotation, cellular component: vacuolar membrane. The coding region runs from base 29 to 1486 and encodes 485 amino acids.